UUAUCUCUGCUUCUCUCUGCUGACUGCCAUGACUGCAGGUAGCUCCAGCCUCCUAAGCUGAGAGGAAGGAGAGGCUUCCCUGCCAGUUCUAGUUGGGAGAAUCCUAGGGAGGAAGGAAUUCUGAUUGGCUCAGUUUGGGUCACAUGCCCUUCCUGCUACCAGUGGCUAUGGUUGGGUGAUUGGGGUGCUAUGAUUGGCUGAGGCAGAGUCACAUGUUCAGCACUGUGGUCAGCAGGGAGGGUGUAUUGAGAAGGGUGUCCUGGGCAGGCAAGUUAUCCAACCGCCACUAGUUUCCAGUUUUCCAUUGACAGAGGCUCUGUGUGGUCUCCUUGAGCCUCAUGCCUGCCUCUGGCAUAAAUAUUAAUAUCAUCCCCACUAGCACAGCUGGGAAGGAAGUGUGUAGAGGAACCAAAGUGUCCACGGUCCUACAGCCUGUAUGUGCCCGUCACAGGGCCUGGGAGUGUCGAUGCCAGAGCCUGGAGCCAGGUCGUCUUUGCCGGAAGGAACCAUGAACUGGCACCUGCCCUUCUUCCUCUUGGCCACCGUGACUUUGCCUUCCAUCUGCUCCCAGUUCAACCCUCUGUCUCUCGAGGAACUAGGCUCCGACAUGGGAAUCCAGGUCUUCAAUCAGAUCGUCAAGUCGAGGCCGUAUGACAACGUCAUCGUCUCCCCGCACGGGAUCGCCUCGGUCCUGGGGAUGCUUCAGCUGGGGGCCGACGGCAGGACCAAGAAGCAGCUCACGACGGCGAUGAGAUACAGCGUGAACGGAGUUGGUAAAGUGUUAAAGAAGAUCAACAAGGCCAUCGUCUCCAAGAAGAACAAAGAUAUCGUGACAGUGGCGAAUGCCGUGUUUGUCAAGAACGGCUUUAAGAUGGAAGCGCCUUUCGUUACGAGGAACAAGGACGUGUUCCAGUGCGAGGUCCGGAACGUGGACUUUGAGGACCCCGCCUCUGCCUGCGAUUCCAUCAAUGUGUGGGUUAAAAACGAAACCAGGGGCAUGAUCGACAACCUGCUGUCCCCAGAUCUGAUCGACGGGGUGCUCACCAGGCUGGUCCUUGUCAAUGCAGUGUAUUUUAAGGGUUUGUGGAAAUCACGGUUCCAACCUGAGAACACAAAGAAGCGCACGUUCGUGGCAGCUGACGGGAAAUCCUAUCAAGUGCCGAUGCUGGCCCAGCUCUCUGUGUUCCGCUGCGGGUCGACCAGCACCCCCAACGACUUAUGGUACAACUUCAUCGAACUGCCCUACCACGGGGAAAGCGUCAGCAUGCUGAUCGCGCUGCCCACCGAGAGCUCCACCCCGCUGUCGGCCAUCAUCCCUCACAUCAGCACCAAGACCAUAGACAGCUGGAUGAGCACCAUGGUGCCCAAGAGGGUGCAGGUGGUCCUGCCCAAGUUCACAGCUGUAGCACAGAUAGACUUGAAGGAGCCGCUGCAAGUUCUUGGUAUUACCGAGAUGUUUGAUUCAUCAAAGGCAAAUUUUGCAAAAAUAACAAGGUCAGAGAACCUCCAUGUUUCUCACAUCUUGCAAAAAGCAAAAAUUGAAGUCAGUGAAGAUGGAACCAAAGCUUCAGCAGCUACAACUGCGAUUCUAAUUGCAAGGUCAUCGCCUCCCUGGUUUAUAGUAGACAGACCUUUCCUAUUUUUCAUCCGACACAAUCCUACAGGUGCUGUCUUAUUCAUGGGGCAGAUAAACAAGCCCUGAAGAGUAUACAAAAGAAACCAUGCAAAGACUACUUUGCCAUGAAGAAAAGACUCCUUUCCUACAUCUUUCAUAGUUCUGUUAAAUAUUUUUGUACAUUGCUUUCUUUCUCAAAACUAGUUCUUAGGAACAGGCUCAAUGAUGCAAGCAUUUCUGUUCUGAGAGGUAUUAGAAGGAAAAAAGGGCAGGAUGACUGGAACACUGUACUGAGGAAUGAAUAGAAAAGCUUCAAAAUGUCUAAAAGAUUCUUUAAACUACUGAACUGUUACCUAGGUUAACAGCCUUCUUGAGUAUUUGCUGUCUGUCCAGUUCAGGAUUUUUGUUUUGUUUUGUUUAUAUGUGCAGCUUUUGAGAAGAAAUUUAAUCAGUGUGACAGAAAAAGGAAAAAAAAAAGAUGUUUUAUGGUAGCUUUUACUUUUUUAUGGAAAAAAUAUUAUUUGCCAUUUUAAUUCUUUUCCCCACCCCCAUCCAAAGUCUUGAUAGCAAGCAUUAUUUUGGGGGUAGAAGUAGGAAAUCUCUAGCCUCUUUGUGUGUUUUUGUUGUUGUUUUAUAUAAUGCAUGUAUUCACUAAAAUAAAGUUUAAAAAACUAAUGUCUUGCUAGACAAGGUUUGCUGUUGUGCAGUGUGCCUGUCACUACUUGUCUGUACUCUUUGGAGUGGCAUUUUUGUAUUUUGUACAAAGUAAAAAUAAAGUGUUAUGAGUAGUAAAAAAAAAAAAAGCCAUUUCUCUACUAUUUGGAAAUA
This is a messenger RNA of Microcebus murinus (gray mouse lemur), 2443 nucleotides long. The record is from RefSeq and is a predicted model, not a curated record. Lineage: Eukaryota; Metazoa; Chordata; Mammalia; Primates; Cheirogaleidae.